ACAUGGCGGCCCUCUGGCGGUUAGGUGUCCUCUGCGGUGCCCAAGGAGGCCGAGCUCUGUUGUUCCGAACCCAGGUGGUCAGACCUGCUUGUGUCUCAACAAUUCUUCAGGACCCACCUUCUAUAAGAUUCAGUGGGCUGCAGCAUAUUCAUCUGUCACCCAGCCGUCAUGCUGGUUCCAAGGCUGCAUCUCUCCACUGGACUGGUGAAAGGGUGGUCAGUGUUUUGCUCCUGGGCCUGCUUCCAGCUGCUUAUUUGAGUCCUAGCUCUGCAGUUGACUACUCCCUGGCUGCAGCCCUCAGUCUUCAUAGCCACUGGGGCCUUGGACAAGUUGUUACUGACUAUGUUCCAGGGGCUACAACACAGAAAGCUGCCAAGGCAGGUGUUUUGGCAAUCUCAGCAUUAACCUUUGCUGGUCUCUGUUAUUUCAACUAUCAUGACGUGGGCAUAUGCAAAGCUGUUGCUAUGCUGUGUAAGCUCUGAUCUUUUUGACUUAUACCCUGAGGAUUGAUUGUAUACCUCUUUGCCUCUGCUCUCUCAUGCCAUUCAACUCACAAUAAGGAGGAAAUAACAGAUAAGUUCUUUGGUGAGAUACACCUUUUCUGAUCAUCUGGUUAUUUAAGAAUUUAAUCUUUGAGGAAAUUAUUUUUGAGGAGAGGUUUGAAAGGAAUUACAUUAAAAAUAUAGUAUGGCCAUGGUAGAGUGCAGCUUUGCAUGUAUUGGCCCUGGGUUCAAUUCGUGGCACCAAAAAAAGAAAAAAAUUAUGAGACUGGAUUCUAUAUUUUGGUGAGUAAAUGACUCUCCCAGCUUUCUACAAGAUUCUCUUUAAAAAUCACUAUAUAACACACAUGAGCUUUUAUCUUUUAAUUUAUCAAACUCUCAUAAGGAACUUAUUUUUAUUAUCAGUACCUAGCCAGACUUAAUAUUUGUCCUGGGGAUGAUGGAGAGGGGAAACAUUGUUGUUUCAUAAAGUCUUUGUAUAUGUUCUUUUCCCUGCCAAAUUAUCAAUAAGGUUUGAUGAUGGAUAAAAAGACAACAGAAUUUUAGCAAUACUUAAAUUUUGAAAAAUUCCCCUAUGUUCUGUUGAUAACAGUUAAUGAUGAUUACAUGUCCUAAGAGAAAUUUAAAAGGAGAAAAUUCUUU
Molecule: messenger RNA, 1142 nt
Organism: Suncus etruscus (white-toothed pygmy shrew)
Lineage: Eukaryota; Metazoa; Chordata; Mammalia; Eulipotyphla; Soricidae
Product: succinate dehydrogenase [ubiquinone] cytochrome b small subunit, mitochondrial-like
Exons: 1
Coding region: 3-482 (159 amino acids)
Biological process (GO): tricarboxylic acid cycle; mitochondrial electron transport, succinate to ubiquinone
Cellular component (GO): mitochondrial envelope; membrane
Molecular function (GO): heme binding; ubiquinone binding
Source: RefSeq, a predicted model, not a curated record